Messenger RNA from Physcomitrium patens, 1994 nucleotides. Its product is annotated as pyridoxal kinase. Gene Ontology annotation, biological process: pyridoxal 5'-phosphate salvage. Gene Ontology annotation, cellular component: cytosol. Lineage: Eukaryota; Viridiplantae; Streptophyta; Bryopsida; Funariales; Funariaceae. Gene Ontology annotation, molecular function: pyridoxal kinase activity. The record is from RefSeq and is a predicted model, not a curated record.
CCGUGUUGAACGUCUUGGCAUUUUGUGGGGUUGUGUGGAUUUCGUUGUCGGGAUGGAUUUUAGUGGGCUGUGGGUUCAUGGAAUUGCACAUGUUGUUUGUGCUGGAGCGAGAAAAUUGUGCACGGAUUUCGUGUUCUGGGAAAUUGUGUCAAAGAAUGGGAGAAACCAUGCGCCGCGCUUACGAAUCUGCUGCUGUAAUGGGUUCAUUACCCACAGCACCAGAGUCGGAUGUGACGACAUUUGUGGGUUCUGAUCUCUGUUGUGUUUAUAUACUUGUCGCGUGGCGAGUUUCGUAAUGAAGAUGGGUGGAAGAACGAUGUGUUUUGGGCAGAUUUCGCAAUUUUAGAGAUGUUUUUGCUUAGUCCUUUUGAAUGCCGACCCUUGCUGUGAUAGCUUUGUCGCAUUUUUUACAUUACUCGCCCACAAUAGAGUUGUAGGUGAAAUUUUCUGUGAUUUUUUUUGCAAUUGUUGACUUCUGUUGCAGUGUUGUUUUUUCUUUUUCUUUUCGCUGCUCUCUGCCUGCGGCCAGAAAUGUGAUCAGCCAGUCAGCACGGAUUGAGUGUUACGAACUUGAGUUGAUUUUAGGUUGUAAGACUCAGCAUGGUGGCUGAGGCUUGGGGUGGUAGGUGGAUUGUGGGGUGCUGGAAGGAUAUUGAGCUGCCGGGAAUCGGCGAGAGCGCGAACAAGGGGCAGUAUGGCACCUCCGAUGGAGCCCGACUUGGGCUUAUCCUCAGCUGGCCGUGUGCUGAGCAUUCAAUCUCACACCGUACAUGGCUAUGUUGGAAAUAAGGCUGCAGUAUUACCGUUGCAACUUCUAGGAUUUGACGUGGAUCCUGUCAACUCUGUUCAAUUUUCCAACCACACAGGUUAUGCAACGGUGAAGGGGGACGUGCUCGAUGGUGAGCAAUUGUGGGCUCUCAUUGAAGGCCUUCAAGCGAAUGAUCUGCUGCAUUAUACUCACCUUCUUACAGGGUACAUAGGAUCGGUCUCUUUUCUGGAAACUAUAUUGCGUGUGGUGGAGAAGCUCCGAACAGUCAACCCAAAUCUUAUUUAUGUAUGUGAUCCUGUCAUGGGCGACGAUGGCGAGUUUUAUGUUAACCCCGAAUUGGUCCCCGUAUAUCGAGAAAAGUUUCAGUGGCAACAAUGCUUACACCAAAUCAUUUUGAAGCGGAACAACUCACUGGUCGUCGGAGAUGCUGAAGGCAAAAUUGGCAGUAUUGAAACAGAGGCAGAGGCAUUAGCAGCUUGCAUUGAUCUCCAUGCUGCAGGUCCUUCAAAGGUGGUAAUCACAAGCUUAUCAAUAGAUAACAUGCUGACCAUUGUAGGCAGCCAUGUUCAAAGCAGAGGGAAGUCACCUGAACAAUUCAAAAUAGCUGUGCCAAAGCUACAUUCAUAUUUCACUGGCACUGGGGAUUUAAUGACUGCACUUCUACUGGGGUGGAGUCAUAAAUUUCCUGACGACCUUGAUAAAGCAGCAGAGCUUGCUGUUUCUAGCCUUCAGGCUGUGCUGAACAACACAAUUGCAAACCGCAGUAAGACAGGGGCAUCACCAGAACCAAAACCCGAACAACUUGAGCUUCGCCUCGUUCAAAGUGUCGACGAUAUACGGUCACCAGCAGCGAGAUUCCCCGCAGUAAAAUUGUGACUGCAACAGGUUCGCUCGUUAUUUACGUUGUUUAUGAUUCAUGUCACAUUGCUACGCAUUAUUUGGGGUAGUUUAUAUCGGUUCUACAUCCAACUACUAUCUGGUUAACGAACCAUUUUAUGGUGCUAAUUAGCGAUACACCGUCUAGGUUAGGUUGCAAGUUGCCAGGCCUUGCCUAGUGUGGCUUCAGGAAACAGGAAUCAAGUAGAUUAUCAUUGUUGUAAGUUAUCCGGACUAAACAUCUAAAACCCUUAUAUUUUGUUGGGAUUCUAUUUUGAUCUAGAAGCUGAAGUUUGAUCUCCGAGUGAUAUAAAGUUGUUGAUGUUGCCACCGAUGGGCUUUUGGAUAA